Molecule: messenger RNA, 2152 nt
Organism: Pipistrellus kuhlii (Kuhl's pipistrelle)
Lineage: Eukaryota; Metazoa; Chordata; Mammalia; Chiroptera; Vespertilionidae
Gene: LRRC3
Product: leucine rich repeat containing 3
Exons: 2
Coding region: 293-1066 (257 amino acids)
Cellular component (GO): plasma membrane
Molecular function (GO): protein binding
Source: RefSeq, a predicted model, not a curated record
CAGACCCCGCCCGCGAAGUGCAGGCUGAGCCCCGGCAGCCCCGGUGCCGGCCUCGGGGUCCCCGCCGCGCCAGGGUGUGGCGCCGCCGGGCCGGGCUUCGGGCCACGGAGAUCCUCGCGCGGAGCAGCCUCCGUUCGCGGCCGCGCAGAACCGGAAGAAACCACGUAUUCCUGGCAGGUGAGGACAGGAGUUUAUGUCCGUAUCGGAAGCAGCGCCCGGGGAAGUGGAGAAGGAUGUAGGCCCAUAGGCCCCGGCCAGAGGAGCGAGCCGUCUGCCCCCAGGUGCGGUCAGGAUGGGCCCCGCGGGCAAGCAGAGCCUCUCGUCCGCGCCAGCCCCCAUGGGAGGGUCUUGCCUCCUCCUCCUCUUCUGCCUCCGCCUGGGCACCUCCUGCCCGCAGAGCUGCCAGUGCCCCGAUCGCGAUGGUGCCGUGGCCGUCCACUGUAGCGCGAGCGGCCUGCAGGAGAUCCCCAAGGACAUCCCCGCCAACGCCGUGUUCCUGAAGCUCGACGCCAACAAGAUCGCCCGCGUCCCCAACGGAGCCUUCCAGCACCUGAGCCAGCUGAGGGAGCUGGACCUGUCCCAGAACGCCAUCGAGACCAUCGGCCCCGCCGCCUUCUCGGGCCUGGCGGGUGGCCUGCGGCUGCUGGACCUGUCUCACAACCGCAUCCGCAGGAUCCCCAAGGACGCCCUGGGCAAGCUCAGCGCCAAGAUCCGCCUGUCCCACAACCCCCUGCACUGCGAGUGUGACCUGCAGGAGGCCCUGUGGGAGCUGAAGCUGGACCCCGACUCGGUGGACGAGAUCGCCUGCCACACCUCCGUGCAGGAGGAGUAUGUGGGGAAGCCGCUGAUCCAGGCCCUGGACUCCGGCGUCAGCUUCUGCAGCACCCACCACAAGACCACCGACGUGGCCAUGCUGGUCACCAUGUUCGGCUGGUUCGCCAUGGUGAUCACCUACGUCGUGUACUACGUGCGUCAGAACCAGGAGGAUGCCAGGAGGCACCUGGAGUACCUCAAGUCCCUGCCCAGCACCCCCGUGUCCAAGGACCCCCUCAGCCCCGCAUCCUAGUGCCCGCUGAGUGCCAUCACCCUGUGGCAGGUGGUGACCGGCUCAUGCUCCUGGCGUUCCCCCGGCCAGGUGGUAGUCACAGCUGCUUCUGUGCAGUGCACUCUGGCCGAACACUUCCUCCAGCUGCACCGAGUCACCGCAACGCCCCUCGAGCCAGGCAACACUCCCCUCGGACCCGCUGACGGAGGAGGAAACAGAAACUUAGAGGACGGACCGACUUGCCUGUGAUGACACAGUCAGGAAACCAUCCGGUCGGGACUCAAAACCAGGCUGCCUCCAAGAUGCCCCUUCCACGCAAGCCUCUCCCGUGUGGCGCCCGUGGGCGUGAACGCAGCCAGAGAAGGAAGGGCUUGUGUCCAUGACUACGAAUAGCCCCGGUGACGUCUGGGGUGCAGGGUCACCUGUCGAAGGCACAGGUGACCCUGCACUGCGGGACGGACUCGCCUCUGCUCCCCUAGUGUCUCCUGAACACACGGGACCACAGAGUCUGCCCGGAGCCGAACAGGAGAGAGGCCAGGCUUUCUAGAGAGGGAAGGGAGGGGACAGCCGUGCUUAUUCUCAGAAUGGUUGUGAGAGUUAACACUUGGACCCAAAUUUCAGUCCAGUGAGAGGGGGGAAAAAAAUCCCAAACCUGAAACCAAAAACACCACCGAGAGGAACAGACAAGCUCGGCCCGCCCGAGUCCCACCGCCAUCUGCCCGGCUGGUGGGAAGGCCGGUCACCGCUGGUCGCCGCCGUGCCUUGCUUUUCUACUCACCGACACCACAGCAGCUCCUUUCCGAGGACAGGACUAAUGAGUGAUGCUUCAAGGCCAACCAACGGGACACCUCCUUUUCUCCAACAAAUCCCCCCCCCCUCUCUCCUUCUCUCCCUCUCUCCCUCUCUCCCUCUCUCCCUCUCCCUCCCUCCCUCUCUUUCUCUCCUCCCCCCUCUCUCUCCACCUUUGCUGCCAGGACUCUCAGAGCUCAGUGAGUGCUUGAUUUUCUUAUACCGCUACACGUCCCCGGUAGACGUGACCUUCACCUGUAUGACUGAUUCAUCUUCCCAUUUUUAGGUUACUGUCUUUUGAUGAGUGUUUAUAUUUUA